CUUUAUUUAUUUACCCAAAGCGCGUGCUAGUUUCAUAGCGCAUUCAACUGCGCUAUUUUUGUGGUAAUUCUCAUUUAUUAGUUCAAAAUGAGAAUAGAAACGUGUUAUUUCUGCUCCAGCAAAAUCUUCCCCGGACAUGGGAUGGUCUUCGUGCGAAACGACUGUAAGGUCUUCCGUUUCUGUCGUUCCAAAUGCCGAAGGGCAUUCAACAAAAAGAAGAACCCGAGAAAGAUUCGCUGGACCAAGGCUUACCGCAAAACGCACGGCAAAGAGCUCACUAUUGACCCGGCGUUUGAGUUCGAAAAGCGUCGUAACGUUCCGGUUAAAUACAACCGAGAGUUGUGGAGUAAAACGUUGGACGCCAUCAAGAAGAUCACCGAAAUCAAGGAACGCCGGGAGCGACACUUCGUCAUGGAGCGGCUACGAAAGGCUCGAGAUCACGAAAUUCACAACGACAUAGUGGACGUGCAGAAGAACAUCGCCCUGAUUCGGUCCCCGGCAAUCGGCUUGAAGGAACGCCGCGCCAGAGAGGAAGCCCAACAGUCGGCAAUGCAAAUGGAUGUGGAAGAGGACGAAGAGGAAAUCGAGUACGUCGAUGCCCGACAGCUGGAGAAGCGGCUGGAAGAAUCGGCCGGACAGUUGGAGGAAGAUGCCGAGAUGAUGAAGGCGUAACUAGGAGGGGUGCUAUCUUAAGUAAGUUUUUGGUGUUUACCUUUUUGUGGUACAAGCUGAAAUGAAGCAGAAUUGUAAACUAUUA
This is a messenger RNA of Wyeomyia smithii (pitcher-plant mosquito), 757 nucleotides long. RefSeq names its product probable ribosome biogenesis protein RLP24 (gene RpL24-like). The record is from RefSeq and is a predicted model, not a curated record. The coding region runs from base 88 to 672 and encodes 194 amino acids. Lineage: Eukaryota; Metazoa; Arthropoda; Insecta; Diptera; Culicidae. Gene Ontology annotation, cellular component: nucleolus. The transcript is spliced from 2 exons. Gene Ontology annotation, biological process: ribosomal large subunit biogenesis.